This is a messenger RNA of Rhododendron vialii, 517 nucleotides long. RefSeq lists its product as uncharacterized. The record is from RefSeq and is a predicted model, not a curated record. NCBI's taxonomy places the organism in Eukaryota, Viridiplantae, Streptophyta, Magnoliopsida, Ericales, Ericaceae. The transcript is spliced from 3 exons. Bases 52 to 423 code for a protein of 123 amino acids.
AUAUCACAGUUCUUCCAUGAAAACUCACAUAACUAUCUCAAUACAUGUCUAAUGCUUGCCACGCGAAACACAUCAAGUUUCAUCUUCGACCCACACCCACUACCAGAAGUAACUGCACUGCAGUUAUGGUGCGCAGCCAACGCAACAAAGAUCAGAGAACUACCAAUAGCACCAGUACCACAGCUUCCCAUGCCAAAAGUAGAUGAACAUUCAGAAGAUGAUAUCACCAAACUUGCCAACCUACCCAUGUCAGUAGAGAAGACACAGUACCUAAAUGUCCAAGGCAUAACAAAGGUCACCGAUUUCGCACAAAUCUUUUACUACCUGGCUUGCUCAAUCUGCAAGAGAGCAACAAAUGCAUACGGAAAUGGAGGCUUUUGGUGCAACUACUGUGCCAAAAAAGUACCAGCUCUGACAAAGUAAAAAACCUUCUCCCCUACCUUCAUGCAAUUUGUAAUUCAAAACAGAAACCACACCAUCCCUACACAAUUAACACACACUACUAAAUAAAAUCUUC